This is a messenger RNA of Grus americana (Whooping crane), 4004 nucleotides long. It is a transcript of the gene DAPK2, whose product is annotated as death associated protein kinase 2. NCBI's taxonomy places the organism in Eukaryota, Metazoa, Chordata, Aves, Gruiformes, Gruidae. The transcript has 11 exons. Bases 68 to 1180 code for a protein of 370 amino acids. The record is from RefSeq and is a predicted model, not a curated record. Gene Ontology annotation, cellular component: nucleus; cytoplasm. Gene Ontology annotation, molecular function: ATP binding; protein serine/threonine kinase activity. Gene Ontology annotation, biological process: intracellular signal transduction; positive regulation of apoptotic process; protein phosphorylation.
UGAAUGAAAUUAGGAUGAAUAAAGACAUGACAUAAAGAAAUAGGCUGAACAUGCAGAAAGGGAACAUAUGUUUGGUUUUUGGGGAAGAAAUGGAUUGCUCUUCUCAAAUGACAGAAUCAGCUUCCGGACUACUUCCCACUCUGGCCUCAGAGGCUCUGAUGGAGUCAGUGGCCAGUUUGCUAUAGUGAAGAAAUGUCGAGAAAAAAGCACCGGUAUGGAGUAUGCUGCUAAGUUCAUUAAAAAACGUCAGAGUCGGGCCAGCCGUCGUGGAGUGAGACGUGAGGAAAUUGAACGGGAGGUUACUAUUCUGCAGCAGAUUCUGCAUGCCAACAUCAUCCAGUUGCAUGACAUCUAUGAGAACAAGACGGAUGUGGUCCUCAUCCUUGAGCUGGUUUCUGGAGGAGAACUUUUUGACUUCCUGGCACAGAAGGAGUCUCUGAGUGAAGAGGAAGCAACCAGAUUUAUCAAGCAGAUUUUGGAUGGUGUGAAUUACCUUCACUCUAAGAAAAUUGCUCACUUUGAUUUAAAGCCUGAAAACAUUAUGCUUCUAGACAAGAAUAUCCCUAUUCCACACAUCAAACUAAUUGACUUUGGCCUGGCUCACAAAAUAGAAGAUGGAGUUGAAUUUAAAAACAUUUUUGGAACUCCAGAAUUUGUAGCUCCAGAAAUAGUAAACUAUGAACCGCUGGGACUAGCUGCAGAUAUGUGGAGUAUAGGAGUCAUCACCUACAUACUGCUUAGUGGUGCAUCACCUUUCCUUGGAGAAACUAAACAAGAAACGCUUGCCAACAUCACAGCUGUGAAUUAUGAAUUUGAUGAAGAAUUUUUCAGCAAUACCAGUGACCUGGCAAAAGACUUUAUUCAGAAACUCCUGGUGAAAGAUACACGGAAACGGCUUACAAUUCAGGAAGCUCUGUCUCAUCCGUGGAUAACGCCGGUGGACAAGCGACAGGCAUUGGUUCGGCAAGCAUCUGUUGUUAACAUGGAAAACUUCAAAAGGCAAUAUGCUAGAAGGCGAUGGAAGCUUUCUUACCGUAUUGUCUCAUUGUGCAACCACUUAUCUCGUUCGCUGGUGAAAAAGGUCCUAAUACAGGAUGAAAGUUUGAGAAACUGUGAAAGUGACAGUGAGGAUCUUUCACAAAGAAAAGCCUCUCAUCAGAGGAGAAGCAGCAUAUCAUAAUGUGAUGAGAAUUCCACGGACAGGAGACAGAGGAAACAUUCAUCCUUGAUGAAAAAAGCAGCCGUGACAGCAGACCUUGACUUCUUGUCGGAAUCCGUGGUAUGAUGCUUCUCACUUCUCGCACAACACCAACACCUGGAUGAUGUUAUUAAAUGCCAUCUGAGCUUUUUGGACAAUUGGGGAUCCAGAUUCCCAGGGAAGUGCCUCAGCACAAGCACUGAUUGGAGUGCUUUUGUAUGCUGAGCGUUUCAGUGAUACUUCAGUUCGUGUUAUCAAUUCCACUCAGGAUGGAGGGUUUCUACUGGUACUCUUUUACUGCAGAAUAAUUCAUAUUCCGCGCAAUGAUUAAGACUGUGUGCAUUAUUAUUAUUCCAGUCAGGGAAAUUUUUAUUGAAUCUUAAGGAAAUUUUUAAAUACAAUGUUUAUAUUUGUUAAUAGCAUAAAUAUUUGAUGGCCGAUAUCUGAUGGGUUUUGUUAGCUGCGUGCAGUACUCUGUUACUGCUGUUAUUGAAGAGAAGAUCAUAGCGCCAUUACAUAUCAUAACCUUGAUUUCAUGGACCAAGCAGUAAACAGUUCUGUACUGCAAUAAGAAUUGUACUCUGGCCACCAUCAUUGGCUGACGAUUAAUACAACUGCCACUGUAAAUUUGAGUACAACUGAUUCUGGCCACUGAGGGGACGAGAUAGGCCAGGACAAUUUUUGGAUGAAAAAGAGAAGAGAUUUUGUAGUGACUUACAUGCACUCAAAUACAACGUUUUUACAGAAUAGUGGCAGGAUGCUUCACCAAAACCGGACAUUUAAAAACCCAAGGUAUAUGAAGAAAUAGUCUUAAUUAGACUUUGUUAUUGUUUUAAUCUAUUGUCAGCCAAUUGGAGACUCAUUAUCACCUAUUUGUAUAGGUGCUGUUUACAUGUAGCCCAAACUACAAACAUCUGUGUUUUAUUCAGGGGGUUGUAUCCAAAAUGGAGGAAGUAAGCACUUUGAUAUUGAUGUAACGUCUUCAUGCUUGGAAGUUGCAUCAUUUUAACUAUAUUAAUUUCUAGCCAGUAUUGUUCACUUGGUACCAAAAAAUGUACAUAGACUAGGUUAUUUUUUCAUUGAGUAUAUUAGUUGUUAGAAGCUUAUAUUUAUUUUGUCAUUUAAUAAAUUAAAAAUCAGAAAGCAUGCCUACUAGAAACAACUAUAGAUUGAUAAAAGAAACUGGUUUUGUUUGGCUUUAUGGUUGUCGCUUCUAGGCUGAGGUUUUAGAGCUGAAGGUGUGAAAUGGCGUCGAAAACUAGUAUCAGGUUAAUUUUGCCUGGCUUCCAGUUUCUAAGAAAGAAAAAUAUGCUACUUUUAUUUGUAGCUUUGUAUCCUUGCUUAGGCAGAGACUAAAAUGCAGGCGAUGAGAAAAUAUUUCUAUGAAAGGAAGGAAAUGAAGGAGAAGCAUCAGAGGAGAGAGGCAUAAAGCAGGAUUUGAGGGAAGAAACAUAAAAAGCAGGAGGUUGGGGGGGGGGUGGGCAGUGAAGCAGCGGAGAGGAAUGAGUAUGAGGGGGACGUGUAGGGGCUGGAGGUGAAACUGGACUGGGAAGGUUGAAGGAAGUCGAAGAGAAUGUAGAUAUGGCAAUUGCGGAAGCAAGAGAAUGAAUGUUUGGGCAAGUAUGGCACUGCAUUUUGUUACUAUUUAUUUAAUUUCCUUUUAUUUCAUGUCUUGUCCUGCCAUAGCCUGUGGCAUGUGCCUGGCAAAGGGAUAAGGAGCAGGGCAUGGGCUGCUUUUCACGUUGAAUUAAAAGGUGUAUUUCUGGGCUUUCCGUGUAACUUCUGAGGCAGGAUCCUCGAAAAGUGCUGUAGUAAUAUAUAUAUUAAGAGGGAGCAGUAAUGGGAAAAACUAUUGUUUCAGUGUCUGGAGGGAAUUGUUCAUAAAUAGAACACUAAAAAUAUGUAUUUGGAUAAAAAGCUGGCCAGCUUAGGAAAUUUUGCUUCCUGCUUUCCCUGUUCCAUGUGUUACCGUUAGUUUAUUCCCUGGGCUAUGAAAAACCAAAUAAACCUCGAGCCAGUGGUAUUCUUCUGAAGUCCUGGAGUUUCAGAACACCUUCAGUUUCCAAACCAGAGAUUGCGGGAUGUGCGCAUAAAUCGCACUUCUGAAAAUUAAGCCCUGGUUAAAAUAGCUGUUAGGUUGUUGCAUCAGAAUUGUGCUCACACGGAUAUGAGGUCAUUCUUCUUAUGUAAAAUCCUAGCAACUAUUGAGCAAUGCAGUAGAAAGGCAGACAGAGGAGUGCCAGGCAGCAUGAAGCUAUAAGCUCCAGCUUAUUAAUUCCACAAUAAUAAAAAAUGUAAGGUGGUGUUUUGACAAAGAUAUUACAGACAGCUGAUGGUGUUUGGUCUGAAGUCAUCUUUUUGCCCAGGUCAGCUAAGGACAGGAGCGUUGGCUUAGUCAGGGGAGAGCAGCAAGGUUGGCCUUUCUCUGUGGCACUCAGUUGUUUCGUAGCUUCAUGUGGCUCUCGAGUGGUGUGGCAUUAUUCAUGGCACAGAAACCACAACAAGCAGCACUUGUAUCAAGCCAAACAAUUCCCUGAUUGUUCCAGGUAGGAAUACGCUGUGAGUGUAUAAUCUCUUCUUCUCAGGACUAAUGUUUGUGAUUUAUUAGGAAGUUUUACUGUGCUUAUCCAAAUGUGGUAUUCUCUGUAUUUAUCACUCUAUUAUUGAUUGAGGUGGAAAUUUGGCCCUGCUUCAGGGAGGCAUAAUCUAGUCAAACUGUUUACAGUACUGCAGGACACCUCCCUCAGUGCAGGGUUGGUUUCACACUGUUGGUGGGUUUUGAGGAACAACCUAGAGGUUCCUGUAU